Malassezia restricta is the source of this 783-nucleotide messenger RNA. RefSeq lists its product as uncharacterized. Bases 1 to 783 code for a protein of 260 amino acids. NCBI's taxonomy places the organism in Eukaryota, Fungi, Basidiomycota, Malasseziomycetes, Malasseziales, Malasseziaceae. The record is from RefSeq and is a predicted model, not a curated record. The transcript has a single exon.
AUGCCCGCCACACCGGCCAAGCGCGGCGGCAGUGCGGCAUCGUCCCCGUUCAGCAAGCUGGCACAGAACGUGUCGGCCUCGCCCAAGAGCCCUCGAUCAGAGCCGCGCGAUCCUUUCGAUGCGUUUUUGGUGCCGCGCGCGCUCGAGGGGACACAUCAUCGCAAGUUGCGUGCGAUCCUGCAAGACUUUCUCAAGGAGGCCACGGCAUGGGAAGAAGAGCACACGAUCGAUGGGAUUCGGUGGGCCACGCAGGCGUCCCAGGCAUGGGACGAUAUCCAUGCGGCACUCGGCACGGCUGAAGAUACCCAUCUAGACCGGUCUGAGCGGAUCAUACCCCUCCUACUCCAGCUCGAAGAGGCGCGCGCUUCCCUGGGCAAGACGCUUUCGCGGCUCGAGCGGCACGCACAGCGCAUGCAGAUGCUCGUGGAUACAGCGCACGCACUGCUCCACGACACGGCCAGCGCGCACGCCUCCAAAGCCUUCCAGGAGCCCAUGUGGGGCACAUGGAGCAUGGCGCGCUUUGUGCGCGCCAUGUCGUGUCUCUCUACGCAGUAUGACCUGGCUACGACGCAUACCCGCAUGCUUCUGCCUGAUCUAUGUGAGGUCUCGGAGGGCGCGCCGCAUCGCGCUGCGCUCGCUACGUGGGUCCGACUGCCAUGCGUCCACACAUCCGGCAUCGGUGCGAACGCGCCAGCCUUUGGCUCCGAUGCCGAGACGAUCACCGGCACCAGUCGGCAUUUUUUCGAGCACAUUUGCGAGACAGAAGUCCGCGGUUGGACAUAG